AUGAGAAUCCCCCCUGCCAGGCCGCCCGGCCCCGCCAUCGCCCUCAACCUCCUGUGCUUUCUGCUCCGCCUGGCGCCCCGCGCGUCCCCUCAGUGCCCCCCCCCGGCGCGGCGGCCCCCGAGGGCGUCCCCGGCGUCACCGAUCCUCCCGACUUCGACGGCCCCGACCCGAGUGGCCGCCACCCCCCGCUCCUUCGCCGCCCUGCCCGGCGCACGUGCUGGGGCGGCCGAGGUUCCCCGUACCCCCGGUGCCUCUCCCGGCCGGUUCACCGUGCUGUCCCUGCGGCCGCAGCCCCACCGCCACCCCCGCGGCCGGAGUGGCCGUGCGGCCGCGCCCGUGGCUUUGGGCCCGACGGUGCCCGCCCUGCCCGGCUUGCUGAGGCGCAUGAGGGACGCUCUGGAAGCCACCUCAGUGCCGCCAUCAAGGUGGUGCGGGGCCGUGGGGACGCGGCGGCCGCGGUGUUUGAGCUUGGAGGUGGAACAAAGCGUGACGGCGCGCUACGGCCACGCUGGCAGAAUGACCAAAGACCCCCCGCUCGGGGUUGGCGCCUCCUCCUCCCCCCCCGCCUUCCCCUCAGCCCCGCGCCCCCCUCUGUCCCCCACGCCCUGUGGAGAGCCCAGAGCGCUUCGGAUCGCGGCCCGGGCGCUGCUGGAGGAUUUCGGGGUGAAGCUGGAGGUGCUCCCCCGACGGCUCUCGGCGCUGGCACGGCUGUGCCAAGGACACCCGCGCUGCUUUGGCACCGGCGGGGCAACCCCCCGGGCCUCUGGCCGGGCGCUGGACGCCGCCGGUGCCUGCGGGCGCUCCGUGCCACCGCCCCCAUGUCCGGCACAGCUGGGGCUUCUGGGUCCGCCACUGGCUGGAGGGUGGCACCUUCUGGGCGCCGUGGCGCCUCGGGGACAUCAUCCCCCGGGACACGACGUGACGUGGGGUGUACCGGGGACGUGCCCAAGGCCGCUGGUUGGCAAGGUGGUGGCAUCGGGGGGCCCGUGGAGGAUCCCGAGGGGGUUUCCCGUGGGAGAAGGCGGCCGAGGGGGAAUUUUUCCGGUGCUUUCAAACCGGCCAACCGGCUGCACGGGACCUGUGGCCGUUCUUUGCCCGGCCCGGCACGGGCACCAUGACCAAGGACACGUGGUGGGGCCCCCGGCAGGCGUGGAGUUCCCCAGCGCUUUCCUGGUGCCCCUGGGCAUGCCCUUCGCCGGGGGUGUUGGCAUCGGCCCCAAAAGAGCCCCGCGCCUUCCUGGAGUCAAAUUCGGGCCCGGCGCCAUCGAGAACCCCGAGUACCCCAACCCCGAGCUAAAGGGGGGUUGGCAAGGCGUGGGCAAUAAAACUGGCGGUGACAACUGA
Zonotrichia leucophrys gambelii is the source of this 1344-nucleotide messenger RNA. RefSeq names its product ribitol 5-phosphate transferase FKRP-like. NCBI's taxonomy places the organism in Eukaryota, Metazoa, Chordata, Aves, Passeriformes, Passerellidae. Bases 1 to 1344 code for a protein of 447 amino acids. The record is from RefSeq and is a predicted model, not a curated record. The transcript has 2 exons.